Messenger RNA from Arachis duranensis, 918 nucleotides. Its product is annotated as small ribosomal subunit protein S13, mitochondrial. Gene Ontology annotation, cellular component: ribosome; mitochondrion; small ribosomal subunit. The coding region runs from base 150 to 593 and encodes 147 amino acids. The transcript has 3 exons. Gene Ontology annotation, molecular function: structural constituent of ribosome; RNA binding. The record is from RefSeq and is a predicted model, not a curated record. Gene Ontology annotation, biological process: translation. Lineage: Eukaryota; Viridiplantae; Streptophyta; Magnoliopsida; Fabales; Fabaceae.
UAGCCACCCACAGCAGCCUCCACAGCCUCGCAUCGUUGUCAUCGCCGAACCCUUCUUUGUAACCGCAUCCUUCAGUCUCGUCAAUUUCCAUUGGAAAGAACCAACUGUGGAGUUGGAAACCCUCACUGGCGACCAUCCCAAUCCAAACCAUGUUGGGUCUCCACAAUGCCACGAAUGUUGUUGUCCGCCUUCGUCAAAACCUUUCCGCUUGGGGCGUGCGUGCACAAAAUAUAAACAUAGGAGGUGGUGUUGGAGGUGAAAUCCCUGAUCAGAAGCGCCUCCAGUAUGCUCUUCAGCAUAUCCAUGGCAUUGGGCGUUCCAAGGCUCAUCACAUUGUCUGCGAGCUCGGUGUCGAAAACAAAUACGUUAGAGAUCUUAGCAAGAGAGAGUUGUACUCCCUUCGCGAAUUGCUUUCCAAGUACUUGAUUGGGAAUGAUUUGAAAAAAUGUGUUGAAAGAGAUGUGGGGAGGUUAGUGGGCAUUCAGUGCUACAGAGGCAUCAGGCAUGUCGAUGGCUUACCCUGUCGAGGCCAGCGAACUCAUACCAAUGCCCGCACCAGGAAGAGCAGACCUACUUGGAGGGGAACAAGAUGAAGAUGAAUAUUGCUGCUUGUGAUCAAUCAACAGAUGAGUUGUGUUUUAGUCUUUUAGCUCGGCUAUGAAAGCUAAUUGAAUAAGUUCUUGUUUUCAUGGCAGUUGAUUAGUAAUAGUUUAUUGUCUUUAAGUUGGUACUGUCAAUCAUUUGUGCUGAUUGCAUAGGUGUUUUUUCUCUAUUUCCCUAUUUGCUUGAAGAACUAUGAAUCAUCUUGAAGUGGAAUUUGAGUUCCUACCAAUUUGUGAAGGUUCAACUUAGAACUUCUUUUGUGUCUGUGGUUCCGAAUAUUCCAGUUCAUUGAUUGAGUGCAAUUCUUUUUUUUCA